AGAGAGAGGGGGAGGAAAGACCCCUGGCUUCUUGGAUGACAGGUGGGCCCAGUGAAGCUGUGUCUCUCCAUAGCUAUAGGGCUCCAUGUUGCUCAUCUUUAAAGGAUGUGACAGCCCUGAUUUUGCUUGGGAGUUGUGAAAAUUGGGUGUGAUUGGUAUUUGGUGUGUAGGAUAUCUUUGGCAGCUAGUAAAGGUAGCUUUUAUUUUUUAACUUUUGAGUCAUAAGUUGCAAGAGAGACUCAGUUUGCUUGAGUUGUUGGUACAGUCUGUUACUUGAUGGUUGAGAUUAAACCCCUGGCCGCUCUCAGGGGUCUGAGCCAGCUACCAGACGUGCUCCUGGCUGUGCUUAGAUCCUUCCUAUGAAGACAGCAGGCCUUUAAUGUCCUGAGCUGUCCUCAGUGAUCUGUGUGCUUGUUUCUUCCGUUCUUUUCCUAGCUUGCUUGCCUGUGUUUUUCUGAAACCCCUUUUCUUCCCAGUGUUGCCUGGGUCAGAGUUCACUCUGGUGAGUGAUCUGUUUUCACUGGGGCAUCCGAGAGGUCAUUUGAGCUCUGACUGCUAUUAGGAGGCGGAGGGUAAGGCCUGGAGACAAAGCCAUCCUCAAGAGGAGUGUGUUAGGAAUGCAGCUAGCUGUCCUGGGACAUCCCUGGACACAGGCCUCUUGUUCUCCUGAGCCUUUUUCAGCUCUUGUUUUCACAAGUUAGUGAAUUUGGAAAGCCUCGGUCCUGUUCACAGUUAAGCAGAAGACUCGAUUUUGUCCUAGUUUAUGGGAUUUACUAGUGACAGAAUCACCCUUGUGCUAGGAGAGCUAGCCCGUGUAGCGCCUGAGUGUGUGUUACGGGUGCUCAGACCAGACAACAAAGCCUCCAGGAGCCCAGUUACAUAUUGUCUUACUGCUAAAGCGGAAUGUGUUUAAGGAGCUGAAUUUUAGAAACGACCGGACUGUCUCCCAGUUUGAAUGGAAAUAGCAUUGCGGAAGCGGGAGAAGAUUCUGUAACUGAGAGGCAUUCUUCAAGCUGCCGGAAAAUAUUACAGAAGGAACACCUCCCAAAUGUUGCCUCAAGCUCUGAGAAAAGGAGCACCCGGGGGAAACUUAGUGUGGCUGUGGAUCGAAGCGAACCCUGUGGGAGCGAUGAACGGGGACUUGGUGCGCGGACGCCUGGCCUGAUCUUGAGAGGCCUGAGUUUAUGUUGGUGGAACUGGCGGGCCGAGGGGCCCUGAGACCAGCAGGUGCCGUCUGUAUGGAGAAGAGCGGCUGUGGUCCAUUUCCAAUGUGUUGGGCUAAAGAUUAUGACAGAUACAUAGCACCAAGCAAAAUAAUGGCAGCUGCUUACCUUGACCCAAACUUGAAUCACACCCCGAAUUCGAGUACCAAGACCCAUCUGGGUACCGGAGUGGAACGUUCCCCCGGGGCAAUGGAGCGAGUGUUGAAGGUCUUUCAUUAUUUUGAGAACAGCAGUGAGCCAGCCACUUGGGCCAGUAUUAUCAGGCACGGAGAUGCUACUGAUGUCAGGGGCAUCAUUCAGAAGAUAGUGGACAGUCACAAAGUAAAGCACGUGGCCUGCUAUGGAUUUCGUCUCAGUCACCUGCGGUCAGAGGAGGUUCACUGGCUCCAUUUGGAUAUGGGUGUCUCCAAUGUGAGGGAGAAGUAUGAACUUGCACACCCACCAGAGGAGUGGAAAUAUGAAUUGAGAAUUCGUUAUUUGCCAAAAGGAUUUCUAAACCAGUUUACUGAAGACAAGCCAACUCUGAAUUUCUUCUAUCAACAGGUGAAAAGUGACUACAUGUCGGAGAUAGCUGACCGGGUGGACCAGGACAUCGCUUUGAAGCUGGGCUGCCUAGAAAUACGGCGCUCGUAUUGGGAGAUGCGAGGCAACGCGCUAGAGAAGAAGUCCAACUAUGAGGUGUUAGAAAAAGAUGUUGGUUUGAAGCGAUUUUUUCCUAGGAGUUUACUGGAUUCUGUCAAGGCCAAAACACUAAGAAAACUGAUCCAGCAGACGUUUAGACAGUUCGCCAACCUGAACAGAGAAGAGAGCAUUCUGAAAUUCUUUGAGAUCCUCUCCCCAGUGUACCGAUUUGAUAAAGAGUGCUUCAAGUGUGCCCUCGGUUCAAGCUGGAUUAUUUCAGUGGAACUGGCGAUCGGCCCAGAAGAAGGAAUCAGUUACCUCACGGACAAGGGCUGCAGCCCCACACAUCUGGCCGACUUCAAUCAAGUGCAGACCAUUCAGUAUUCCAACAGCGAAGACAAGGACCGGAAAGGAACGCUGCAGCUGAAAAUCGCGGGCGCCCCCGAGCCUCUGACAGUGACAGCACCGUCCCUGACCAUCGCCGAGAAUAUGGCUGACCUGAUAGAUGGGUACUGCCGGCUGGUGAACGGAGCCACGCAGUCCUUUAUCAUCAGGCCCCAGAAAGAAGGUGAACGGGCUUUGCCAUCAAUACCAAAGCUGGCCAACAGCGAGAAGCAAGGCGUGCGGACACACGCGGUCUCCGUGUCAGGCAUCUACCCUGACGCCACUCACAGUGCAGCCAGAGCCCUGACGUGGGCUUCUAGGUCUGUGUCACCACUGGGAGCACUGGCCACCUCUCCCUCACCCCUCACUCUUUUGUCACCCUGCCCAACCUCAUUGCUCCUCGAAACCGACGACUAUGCUGAGAUUAUAGACGAAGAAGAUACCUACACCAUGCCCUCAAAAAGCUAUGGAAUAGACGAAGCCAGGGACUACGAGAUUCAAAGAGAAAGAAUCGAGCUUGGACGGUGCAUCGGGGAAGGCCAGUUUGGGGACGUCCACCAAGGCGUCUACAUGAGUCCAGAGAAUCCGGCUUUGGCGGUCGCAAUUAAAACAUGUAAAAACUGCACUUCGGACAGCGUGCGAGAGAAAUUCCUUCAAGAAGCCUUAACGAUGCGCCAGUUUGACCACCCCCACAUCGUGAAGCUGGUCGGUGUCAUCACGGAGAACCCCGUCUGGAUAAUCAUGGAGCUGUGCACGCUUGGAGAGCUGAGGUCGUUUCUGCAAGUGAGGAAGUACAGUUUGGAUCUCGCGUCUUUGAUCCUGUAUGCCUAUCAGCUUAGCACAGCUCUGGCGUAUCUGGAGAGCAAAAGAUUCGUGCACAGGGACAUUGCUGCUCGGAAUGUUCUGGUGUCCUCAAACGAUUGCGUAAAAUUAGGAGACUUUGGAUUAUCCCGGUAUAUGGAAGACAGUACUUACUACAAAGCUUCCAAAGGAAAGUUGCCUAUUAAAUGGAUGGCUCCAGAGUCCAUCAACUUUCGACGUUUUACCUCAGCCAGUGACGUGUGGAUGUUUGGUGUGUGUAUGUGGGAGAUACUGAUGCAUGGUGUGAAGCCGUUUCAAGGAGUGAAGAACAAUGAUGUGAUCGGUCGAAUCGAGAACGGGGAGAGAUUACCAAUGCCUCCAAAUUGCCCUCCCACCCUCUACAGCCUUAUGACGAAAUGCUGGGCCUAUGACCCCAGCAGGCGGCCCCGGUUCACUGAGCUCAAAGCUCAGCUCAGCACCAUCCUGGAGGAGGAGAAGGUUCAGCAAGAAGAACGAAUGAGGAUGGAAUCCCGAAGACAGGUCACAGUGUCCUGGGACUCCGGAGGGUCCGACGAAGCGCCACCCAAGCCCAGCAGACCUGGUUACCCCAGUCCACGGUCCAGCGAAGGAUUUUAUCCCAGUCCCCAGCACAUGGUACAGACCAAUCAUUACCAGGUGUCUGCCUAUCCUGGCUCACAUGGGGUCACAGCCACGGCUGGCAGCAUCUACCCGGGUCAGGCAUCUCUUUUGGACCAGACGGACUCAUGGAACCACAGACCACAGGAGAUAUCGAUGUGGCAGCCCAACGUGGAGGACUCUGCGGCCCUGGACCUGCGCGGGAUGGGGCAGGUGCUGCCCACCCAGCUGGUGGAAGAGCGGCUGAUCCGGCAGCAGCAGGAAAUGGAGGAGGACCAGCGCUGGCUCGAGAAAGAGGAGAGAUUCCUGGUCAUCCUGAAACCCGACGUGCGGCUCUCUCGAGGCAGCAUCGACAGGGAGGACGGGAGUCUUCAGGGCCCGACGGGAAACCAACACAUCUAUCAGCCUGUGGGUAAACCAGACCCCGCAGCUCCGCCAAAGAAACCGCCGCGGCCUGGAGCCCCCGGUCACCUGGGCAGCCUCGCCAGCCUCAGCAGCCCCGGGGACAGUUACAACGAGGGCGUCAAGCUUCAGCCCCAGGAAAUCAGCCCCCCGCCCACUGCCAACCUGGACCGGUCCAACGACAGGGUGUACGAGAAUGUGACGGGCCUGGUGAAGGCUGUCAUCGAAAUGUCCAGCAAGAUCCAGCCAGCCCCCCCGGAGGAGUACGUUCCCAUGGUGAAGGAGGUCGGCCUGGCCCUGCGGACAUUACUGGCCACCGUGGACGAGACCCUUCCGGUCCUGCCAGCCAGCACUCACCGAGAGAUCGAGAUGGCCCAGAAGCUGUUGAACUCCGACCUGGGCGAGCUCAUCAACAAGAUGAAGCUGGCCCAGCGGUGCGCCAUGACCAGCCUACAGCAGGACCACAAGAAGCAGAUGCUGACCGCCGCCCACGCCCUGGCCGUGGACGCCAAGAACUUACUCGACGUCAUCGACCAGGCCAGACUGAGGGCACUCGGACACGCGAGGCCGCGCUGAGGGGCCCCCCGGGCCUCGGGGAGGACGCGCCCCGGCGCCCCGCCAGCAGCGGGGGGCUCCCCCGCGCCCGGGGCUGUGACUGACGGCCGGUUCAGAACCUCUCUCGGACAAAUUUAACCUUAUUUGAUUUGAGUUCGUUGUUUGGUUUUGUUUUUCUUUAAUCAUGGUGUUCGGAAAAGUCCAGGAUCCAAGAUGUGGCAUUUUUCUGAGAAUGAACAUUGUUCGUGAGAAGCUUUCAAGAAUCACCAAGAACAGAUGACCGUCCCGUGAGGGCGUGUUUCUGUGGAAACGGCCCAGGCGGGGCCGUGCGUGCGGGGCCUGAGCCAGCUCAGCUGCGCACAGGCAGAGGAGACCGGGAGGAGAAUUCUGGGAAACCCGAGGGGCUGAGAGCUCUUCUGCGUGUGCAGAGUGGCCAGCCAGACCGGAGUUUCUGCUGUGAGGACGCCCUUCCGUCGCAAUACGCAAGCAGCGCUCUAAGAGAACAUCAGAGCUAUAGUUUGGAGACUUGGGUCAUUUCAGAAACAAACAGAACAGCAGCCACCCUUCUGUCCUUCCCGCCUUUUACUUUCCUGUUGGAUAUGUGAAGAUUCGGUUGGAAGCUAGCUAUAGACCACACUAAAAACUUUUGUCUUUUUUCACCAGAAUAACGUGCCAGUUUUUUGUAGCAAUGUUAUUUCUCUUGGAAGCAGAAAUGCUUUGCACCAGAGCACCUCCAAAGUGCAUUGAGAAGUAGUUCUGGAACCAUCCCUGUUUUCCAUUUUUAUAUAAUUUAUACAGAAAGACGAAAGCCAUGUUGACUAUCUUGCAGCCACUGGAGCUGACUAACCCUUCCUUGUGUCUGUCUUCCCAGGAGGCGAGUAAGCAAAGCAGAGAGAGUUGGUUUUCUUUCGAUGUCCAGUUACACCAUCCAUUCUGUUAAGUAAUUUUGAAGAGUAUACCCUCCCUUUAGUUUGUCGGGGGAUAUAAAUUAUUCUCAGGAAGAAUAUAAUGAACUGUACAGUCACUUUGACCUAUUAAAAAGGUGUUACCAGUAAA
Molecule: messenger RNA, 5678 nt
Organism: Acinonyx jubatus (cheetah)
Lineage: Eukaryota; Metazoa; Chordata; Mammalia; Carnivora; Felidae
Gene: PTK2
Product: protein tyrosine kinase 2
Exons: 34
Coding region: 1185-4643 (1152 amino acids)
Biological process (GO): protein phosphorylation; signal complex assembly
Cellular component (GO): focal adhesion; cytoskeleton
Molecular function (GO): protein tyrosine kinase activity; ATP binding
Source: RefSeq, a predicted model, not a curated record